AGCGGCGGUGUCGUCGUCGUCGUCGUCUGGGCCAGGUCCGUCCGUCGGUUUGUUUGUGUGCUUCUCUUCCUUUCCUGUCACUGAGGCGUCGGUCGGUCGGUCGGAGGGAGGCACGAAGGCAGCCGUGAGGAGGAGGGAGCGAGCGAGGGCGCGCUCCGGUCUCGAGGCCAGCCAGCGAGCGAGCGCUAGCCAGUCAGGCUGAGGCGAUGGCGGACGUCCUGAGCGUGCUGCGCCAGUACAACACGCAGAAGAAGGAGAUCGUGGUGAAGGGGGACGAGGUGAUCUUCGGCGAGUUCUCCUGGCCCAAGAACGUCAAGACCAACUAUGUCAUCUGGGGGACCGGAAAAGAAGGCCAGCCCAGGGAGUACUAUACUUUGGAUUCAAUUUUGUUCCUGUUGAAUAAUGUACAUCUUUCACAUCCUGUUUAUGUCCGGCGUGCUGCGACUGAAAACAUUCCGGUGGUAAGAAGACCUGACAGAAAAGAUCUGCUUGCAUACCUGAAUGGGGAAACAUCAACAUCAUCAAGUAUAGACAGAAGUGCGCCACUUGAAAUAGGUCUUCAGCGAUCCACUCAAGUUAAAAGAGCAGCUGAUGAAAUACUAGCAGAAGCAAAGAAACCAAGAAUAGAAGAUGAAGAGUGUGUACGUCUGGACAAAGAGCGACUGGCUGCUCGGCUGGAAGGGCACAAGGAAGGCAUUGUGCAGACAGAGCAGAUCAGGUCCCUGUCUGAAGCUAUGUCUGUGGAAAAAAUUGCCGCUAUCAAAGCCAAAAUCAUGGCCAAGAAAAGGUCCACUAUCAAGACUGAUUUGGACGAUGACAUAACCGCUCUUAAACAGCGAAGUUUUGUAGAUGCAGAAGUCGACGUAACGAGGGAUAUAGUCAGCAGGGAAAGGGUGUGGAGGACAAGAACUACCAUUUUACAAAGCACAGGGAAGAACUUUGCCAAGAACAUUUUCGCAAUUCUUCAGUCAGUCAAAGCUAGAGAAGAAGGCCGUGCACCUGAACAAAGACCGGCACCAAAUACUGCACCAGUGGACCCCACUUUACGAAACAAGCAGCCCACUCAAGCCGCCUACAACAGAUAUGAUCAGGAAAGGUUUAAAGGAAAGGAGGAGACGGAAGGCUUUAAGAUUGACACCAUGGGAACUUACCACGGAAUGACUCUGAAGUCUGUAACGGAAGGAGCUUCGGCACGGAAGACUCAGACCCCAGCAGCGCAGCCGGUGACGAGGCCAGUCUCCCAAGCAAGGCCUCCUCCAAACCAGAAAAAAGGAUCUCGAACGCCCAUAAUCAUUAUUCCAGCAGCUACCACCUCUUUAAUAACUAUGCUUAAUGCGAAAGAUCUUCUGCAGGAUCUGAAGUUUGUGCCAUCCGAUGAAAAGAAAAAGCAAGGCUGUCAGCGAGAGAAUGAAACUUUAAUACAAAGAAGGAAAGACCAGAUGCAGCCUGGUGGAACUACCGUCAGUGUUACUGUACCAUACCGUGUGGUUGAUCAACCUCUGAAACUUAUGGCUCAGGAUUGGGACCGUGUGGUAGCUGUGUUUGUGCAGGGUCCUGCUUGGCAGUUCAAGGGCUGGCCAUGGUUGCUACCUGAUGGAUCACCUGUUGAUAUUUUUGCAAAAAUUAAAGCUUUCCACCUUAAAUACGAUGAAGUCCGUCUAGAUCCAAAUGUCCAGAAAUGGGAUGUAACAGUGUUAGAGCUCAGUUACCACAAACGGCACUUGGACAGACCAGUGUUUCUACGUUUCUGGGAGACAUUGGACAGGUACAUGGUAAAGCACAAAUCACACCUGAGAUUCUGAGUUUGGAACUGCCAUUUUGUUUUCUCAAACCUUGGAUUCAGGAAUCUGGAAGCUACUCUGGUCUACAGAAGAGAGUUCUCCCUGUCCAUAUUUGUCAAGAACAGUUUACAGAUAAAGAAGGGAGCCAUCGCUGAAUCUUUUAUAAGACCUUGUUGGACCGCUGUAUUGCAAUGACAGGCUGACAGCCCGUCAUCAUUACAAGCAAAGGGUUUUGCUUAAAACUUAUUUUUUAAUAAUGUAAGCCUUCUAGCCUGCAAUUCAAAUUGUAUAUUUUGAUAGCAGCCAUUUCUCCCCCAUUUUGUUAAAUUGGCAGCAUUUUUACAACUUUUUUUUUUUGUUGCUUCUGAAUAGAACAUAGGUCGAUUUUCACAGAAGGUUAUGAAUGUGUGUGUAUGUGUAUAUAUA
This is a messenger RNA of Gekko japonicus, 2207 nucleotides long. RefSeq names its product cell division cycle 73 (gene CDC73). Bases 207 to 1802 code for a protein of 531 amino acids. The record is from RefSeq and is a predicted model, not a curated record. Gene Ontology annotation, molecular function: RNA polymerase II complex binding. Gene Ontology annotation, biological process: transcription elongation by RNA polymerase II; positive regulation of transcription elongation by RNA polymerase II. Gene Ontology annotation, cellular component: Cdc73/Paf1 complex. The transcript is spliced from 17 exons. NCBI's taxonomy places the organism in Eukaryota, Metazoa, Chordata, Lepidosauria, Squamata, Gekkonidae.